UUCAUCCCAGGACAAGAACAAAGAGCUCCUCAAACCCUUCUCUAUAAGCAUAACUAUUGAGCAAAAUCGUUGCUGCUCCUGGGUAACCAACACAGAGCGCAGUUAUUUCUUCUUUUCGAUCUUCUUCAGGCUACUUCAUUGGGCAGGCAAGUCUUUUCAGCCUACACUAAUGGAUUCUGAUGUAUCAACCCCUGGGUCCCCAACAUCUGGAGGAGGGUUUAGCACUGAUCGCCUCCCCCCAACAACAAGCCGAAGCAGUUCAAGGCAUAUAAGCUCAACCCAGUCCCUAUCAGAUGAGGCGGAAGUUGAUCCGGAUAUUGUGGUUGAUGACAUCGACGCAGGUGAUGAAGAGGACGAAGAGGGAGAAGACCUUUACACGGACAAUUUCAUGCAGCAGGACUACCAACGUCUGGAAGCACAGGACCGAUAUGAGUCUGUGGAUCUGGAUGACGAACUGCAAGACGAAAGAAGUUUUGAUCAGAUUAUGGCAGAUCGUCGAGCAGCAGAUGCUGUGCUUGAUGCAAGGGGAGGUGCUUCUGUAAACCGAAAGCUUCCUAGGAUUCUACGUGAUCAAGACACAGAUGAUGAUGCCGACUUCAGGCCACGGCGAAGACAGCGAGUUGAGCCUCCAGUCACUGACCAAACUGAGGAAGAGCCUUAUGAGGAGGAAGAAGACGAAGAGGGUGAAUAUGAAAUGUACAAUGUUCAAGGAACUUUAAGAGAAUGGGUGACUAGAGAUGAAGUCCGACGUUUCAUAGCUAAAAAGUUCAGACAAUUUCUAGACAGCUACGUGAAUCAGAAGAGUGGAAAUGGUGAACUAGAGUACAUUCGGCUAAUCAAUGAAAUGGUCGCUGCAAAUAAAUGUAGCUUGGAGAUUGACUAUAAACAGUUCAUCUUUACACAUCCAAAUAUUGCCAUCUGGCUAGCUGAUGCCCCUCAAUCUGUGCUUGAAGUGAUGGAAGAAGUAGCUCAAAAUGUUGUAUGGAGACUACAUCCAAAUUAUAAAAACAUUCAUGAUAAAAUAUAUGUUAGAAUCACAAAUUUGCCUGUAUACGAUCAGAUUCGCAAUAUAAGGCAGGUUCAUUUAAAUACUAUGAUUCGCAUUGGAGGGGUUGUGACUAGGAGGUCUGGAGUUUUUCCUCAAUUGCAGCAAGUCAAGUACGAUUGUAACAAAUGUGGCACUGUUCUAGGGCCUUUCUUUCAAAAUUCCUAUUCUGAAGUGAAAGUAGGCUCUUGUCCUGAAUGCCAAUCGAAGGGACCAUUCACCGUUAACAUAGAACAGACAAUAUAUAGGAACUAUCAAAAAUUAACACUUCAAGAAAGCCCUGGCAUUGUACCACCUGGCAGGCUUCCUAGGUAUAAAGAAGUCAUUCUCCUGAAUGAUCUUAUAGAUUGUGCACGCCCUGGAGAGGAAAUAGAGGUGACUGGCACAUAUACAAACAAUUUUGACAUGUCUCUAAAUACCAAGAAUGGCUUUCCAGUUUUUGCAACAGUUGUCGAAGCUAACUAUGUUACAAAGAAGCAAGAUUUGUUUUCUGCCUAUAAACUCACCGACGAGGAUAAAGCAGAAAUCCAGAAUCUUGCUAAGGAUCCUCGCAUUGGAGAAAGGAUUAUUAAAUCUAUAGCUCCAUCUAUUUAUGGGCAUGAGGACAUUAAGACUGCAAUAGCUCUUGCUAUGUUCGGAGGGCAAGAAAAGAAUGUAAAAGGAAAGCAUCGUCUAAGAGGAGAUAUAAAUUGUCUCCUCCUCGGUGACCCAGGAACAGCAAAAUCUCAAUUUCUUAAAUAUGUGGAAAAAACUGCUCAGAGGGCUGUAUAUACGACAGGAAAGGGUGCCUCAGCAGUUGGGCUUACAGCAGCAGUCCAUAAAGACCCUGUAACACGAGAGUGGACACUGGAAGGAGGUGCAUUGGUCCUUGCUGACAGGGGUAUUUGUUUGAUUGAUGAGUUUGACAAGAUGAAUGAUCAGGAUAGGGUGAGUAUUCAUGAAGCUAUGGAGCAACAGAGCAUCAGCAUAUCCAAAGCUGGAAUUGUAACAUCAUUACAAGCACGGUGUUCUGUUAUUGCCGCAGCUAAUCCAAUAGGAGGAAGGUAUGACUCAUCAAAAACAUUUGCUCAAAAUGUGGAGCUUACUGAUCCUAUUCUCUCUCGUUUUGAUAUACUUUGUGUUGUGAAGGAUGUUGUCGAUCCAGUCAAAGAUGAGAUGCUCGCAAGAUUUGUUGUCGAUAGUCAUGCCAAGUCCCAGCCAAAAGGCUCUAAUAUGGAGGAGGGAUCUGCGAGACUUUCCCAAGAUGAUUUCUCUUCUGUGGGAAAUGCUUCUGAUCCAGAGAUAUUAUCUCAAGAUACACUGAGGAAGUAUGUCACAUAUGCUAAGCUCAAUGUCUUCCCAAAACUACAUGAUGUGGAUCUGGAGAAGUUAACACAUGUAUAUGCAGAUCUGAGGCGGGAAUCUUCGCAUGGUCAAGGAGUUCCAAUUGCAGUGAGGCAUAUUGAAUCAAUGAUUAGAAUGUCUGAAUCACAUGCUAGAAUGCAUCUUAGGACUUACGUGGCUGAAGAGGAUGUAGAUAUGGCCAUCAGAGUCCUUCUGGACUCGUUCAUUUCAACUCAAAAGUAUGGAGUUCAAAAAGCUUUGCAGAAGAGUUUCAAAAAAUACAUCACCUACAAGAAAGACUACAAUGAACUACUGUUGCAUCUUCUAAGAGGGCUGGUCAAGGAUAUAUUACGUUUUGAGGAACUGGUGUCUGGUACCAGAACUCGGCUCAGUCAAGUUGAGGUCAAAGUGCAAGAUUUAAGGAAUAAGGCACAAGAGUACGAGAUCUUUGACUUAAAGCCAUUCUUCAACAGUAGACAGUUUGCAAGGGCUAAUUUUACUUUGGAUGAGGCCGAAGGGGUCAUUAGACAUCCCAUUGCGUAACAAGUUAUUUGUCAUUGCUUGCUUUGUCUUCUGAUGAUCCAGAGGGCGAUUGGUACUAUAACCAGAAUAAUUUAUGCUUAUAUUGAGUUCUGAGAAAAUAUAUGGAUUGUUCUGUUCUUCUCCCAAUUAUUCAAUUAUUUAAAUGGGUAUAGAUUGCUUCUA
Cryptomeria japonica (Japanese cedar) is the source of this 3073-nucleotide messenger RNA. RefSeq names its product DNA replication licensing factor MCM2. Lineage: Eukaryota; Viridiplantae; Streptophyta; Pinopsida; Cupressales; Cupressaceae. Bases 170 to 2911 code for a protein of 913 amino acids. The record is from RefSeq and is a predicted model, not a curated record. Gene Ontology annotation, cellular component: MCM complex; nucleus. Gene Ontology annotation, biological process: DNA replication; mitotic DNA replication initiation; double-strand break repair via break-induced replication. The transcript has 18 exons. Gene Ontology annotation, molecular function: ATP binding; 3'-5' DNA helicase activity; single-stranded DNA helicase activity.